CGGCGGGGCCGGGGCUGCCGGCGGCGGCGGAGCGGGGAACACACGGCGGCGGUGGCGGCGGAGUCCGCACCAUGGACCGCGGCUGGUGGCGGCUGCUGGGGGUCGUGUGCUCGUUGUUGCUGCACCUCGCCACCAGCCAGGAGCCCAUCAGCAUGGCGGGGAAGUGCGACACCAUCUACAAGGGCUUUGCUGGCUGCCUCAUCAGCCUGGGGGACAGCAUGGCCCAGAGUGUUCGGCAGCAGCAGGAGGAGGGCGGGGAGGAGGCACAGGAGCUGGACACCAUUUGCAAGUCCUGGGACGACUUCCACACCUGUGCCAGCGAGGUGCUGUCAAGCUGCCCUGAGGAAGCAGCCGCCAUCUGGGAGUCGCUGCGCCAGGAGUCCCGCAAGAUCCAGUUCCAGGGGAACCUGCAGGAGCUGUGCAGCACCCAGAGAGGCCUGGCCAGUGCCCGCGGCUCACCAGCUGCUGAGACCAACCACGCCACGCUGCGGGGCUCAGCCACCCCCCUGCGCCCCCACCUGCUGGCCCUGCUGCUGCUGGUGCCCCGGCUCUAGCCCUGCAUGCCCGCGGGGUGCCCAGGUGAUGCUCCGGGUCGGUUCCCCAGUGCUGGCCGGGCACAGACACCUGUGUUCCCCGCCGAGCCCAUCUGCCCCUCAGGCAUCCCUCGCAGGGCACAGUCCUCUCCUGCAGCCCUUCAGAUGGAUUUAUAUUUAUAUUAAAAAGACGCUUUUACAUUUCUCCCGUCUCUCUGCCAUGGGAUGCCCCUCACGCCCUUCCCAAGCUCCAGAUUUUCUCUGGGGAUUGGAGAGGAGAUGCUGCCUGGACCAGCCCCCAGGGGGGUCGCCAUGGGUCUCUGUGGCUCUGUCACCCAGGCACAUUGCCUGUGGCUGUGCUGGGCCCCAGGGAGAGCUGUACCGGGGAUUCCCACGGCUCUGCUGCUCCCUGACAGCAGCUUUCAGGGCUAGGCAUGAAGGAUAUUCCCUUUAGAGGUCAGUCAAGUGGUUUCUUUAUUUUAAAGGGCAUCUUAGAAAAACAUGGUGCAUGUAUUUCUCUUUUCUUUUUGACAGCCAACAGCUUGUCUGAUGGGCAACUCCAGUGGCAUCAGACAAUUUUCUGAAAAAAAUCCUAUUUUCCAUCCCU
Falco peregrinus (peregrine falcon) is the source of this 1140-nucleotide messenger RNA. RefSeq names its product neuritin 1 like (gene NRN1L). Gene Ontology annotation, biological process: nervous system development; neuron projection extension. The transcript has 3 exons. Bases 72 to 554 code for a protein of 160 amino acids. NCBI's taxonomy places the organism in Eukaryota, Metazoa, Chordata, Aves, Falconiformes, Falconidae. The record is from RefSeq and is a predicted model, not a curated record. Gene Ontology annotation, cellular component: plasma membrane.